Theileria parva strain Muguga is the source of this 1005-nucleotide messenger RNA. It is a transcript of the gene rps12, whose product is annotated as ribosomal protein S12. NCBI's taxonomy places the organism in Eukaryota, Apicomplexa, Aconoidasida, Piroplasmida, Theileriidae. The transcript has a single exon. Gene Ontology annotation, molecular function: structural constituent of ribosome. Gene Ontology annotation, cellular component: small ribosomal subunit; ribosome. The record is from RefSeq and is a predicted model, not a curated record. The coding region runs from base 130 to 966 and encodes 278 amino acids. Gene Ontology annotation, biological process: translation.
UAUUAUUAAACUAACCAAUUUUUAACUUUAAUUAUUGUUAAAUCUAUAACAUUUCUUUGUUAGUCAUAAAAUUUCUCAAAUGUGUAAAUUCCUGAUUCUCAAAUCACUUUCACCUGAAAAUAAUGUGAAAUGACAAUUAUUUCCCCUUUUAGAUUUAAAAAUAUCGCAGAAAAUUUUAUCAUUUCUACCUUUUCUUCUAGAAGGUCAUUCACUAAUUCUUUCAAUUCCUCAGUUUUUAGACGUUUUAUUUCAAUUCCUACACAUUCUAAUGGUUUAUCUACUGAUUUUAAAUAUAUUUUAACUUUUAAUUCAAAUUUCAAUAAAUUAGUAAAUUCUCCUAAUAUUAAUAGCGUACGAACGUUCUCUACCAGGAAUAUAUCAGGUCGUUUAUUUUACAGGCGUAGGCCUAAGAUGGUUCCUCGUUACAAGCCUAAGAAGCGGAGGUCAUGUUGGCUUGAAGGAGCUCCUCAGAAGAAGGGCAUUGUAGUAACCGUUAGGCUUGUAACUCCUAGGAAACCAAAUUCUGGUUUAAGGAAGGUGGCUAGAGUUAGACUUACCACUGGAAGAACAGUAACUUGCCACAUUCCUGGUCAAGGCCACAAUCUUCACACUCAUUCUGUUGUUUUAGUUCGUGGCGGUAGAUGUCAGGACGUCAGUGGCUGUCAUUACACUGUUGUUAGAGGUAAAUAUGACCUUCUACCUGUCAAGAACCGGGCUUCUUCAAGGUCUAAAUACGGCAUUAAAAUGACCGAGGAAAUUAAGAAUAAAAGAGCGAUUAGGAAACAGGAAGUCCCAAUCACCACUCAACUUGACCGUGAAAUAUUCAAUGAAAUUAGGGCCAGUGACUGGGUUAAUCCUGAUGGAACUCCCUUUGAGGGUAAAAUUGGUCCUGAUCAAAACAUUCCCUUUGAUAUUUUCACCUUUAACACUCGAUGGAGAUCCAUUAUACAUAAAUCACAAUCAUAACACUCAAUACAGAAUGUACACUAAUAUACUAUUACUAUA